Messenger RNA from Exophiala oligosperma, 1837 nucleotides. RefSeq names its product adenosylhomocysteinase. The record is from RefSeq and is a predicted model, not a curated record. Bases 137 to 1486 code for a protein of 449 amino acids. Lineage: Eukaryota; Fungi; Ascomycota; Eurotiomycetes; Chaetothyriales; Herpotrichiellaceae. Gene Ontology annotation, molecular function: adenosylhomocysteinase activity. The transcript has a single exon. Gene Ontology annotation, cellular component: cytosol. Gene Ontology annotation, biological process: L-methionine cycle.
AAUCUCCAUCUGCGGUGAGGACAAGAAAAAGCGAUCUCCCAACCCCUCAUAACCCACUCACUCACUCUCUUUUCACUAAACACCAUAAUCUCACCUAGAAUUCCUCCUUCCAAAGAAGCCCUUCGUUACCGCAAUCAUGAGUGCUCCAGCCCAAAAAUUCAAGGUGGCCGACAUCUCGUUGGCCGCCUUCGGUCGACGUGAGAUCGAACUCGCAGAGAUCGAAAUGCCAGGUUUGAUGGCCAUCCGCAGAAAGUACGCUCCCGAUCAGCCACUGGCCGGUGCCAGAAUUGCUGGCUGCCUUCACAUGACCAUCCAAACUGCCGUCCUCAUCGAAACCCUCAAGGCCCUCGGUGCUGAAGUCACCUGGACCAGCUGCAACAUCUUCUCUACACAAGACCACGCAGCCGCCGCCAUCGCUGCCGGUGGUACCCCAGUUUUCGCCUGGAAGGGUGAGACAGAGCCAGAGUACGAGUGGUGUUUAGAACAACAAUUGAAGGCAUUCCCCUCAGGAAAGUCCUUGAACCUCAUCCUCGAUGACGGUGGUGACUUGACCGCCCUCGUCCACAACAAGUACCCAGAGAUGUUGAAGGGCUGCUACGGUAUCUCAGAGGAGACCACUACUGGUGUCCACCACCUCUACCGCAUGCUCAAGAGCAAGAAGUUGUUGUGCCCCUCCAUCAACGUCAACGACAGCGUCACCAAGUCCAAGUUCGACAACUUGUACGGGUGCAGGGAAUCUCUUGUUGAUGGCAUCAAGCGUGCUACCGAUGUCAUGAUUGCUGGCAAGAUCGCUGUUGUCGCCGGUUUCGGUGAUGUCGGCAAGGGCUGUGCUCAAGCUCUCCACAGCAUGGGUGCCCGUGUCCUUGUCACUGAGGUUGAUCCCAUCAAUGCUCUGCAGGCUGCCGUCUCCGGCUACCAAGUCGUCACCAUGGAUGAUGCAGCUGCCCAAGGUCAAAUCUUCGUCACCACCACCGGUUGCCGAGACAUCAUCGUCGGAAAGCAUUUCGAGGCCAUGCGUAACGAUGCCAUCGUCUGCAAUAUCGGUCACUUUGACAUCGAGAUCGAUGUCGCUUGGCUCAAGAAGAACGCCAAGGAGGUCACCAGCAUCAAGCCCCAAGUCGAUCGAUACACCAUGGCCAGUGGUCGUCACAUCAUCCUCCUGGCCGAAGGCCGUCUAGUCAACCUAGGCUGUGCCACUGGUCACUCCUCUUUCGUCAUGUCCUGCUCAUUCUCCAACCAAGUCCUUGCUCAAAUCCUCCUGUACAAGGCCGAGGAUGAGGCUUUCGGCAAGAAGUACAUUGAGUUCGGCAAGACCGGCAAGAAGGAGGUCGGCGUGUAUGUGCUGCCGAAGAUCCUCGACGAGCAAGUGGCUCUUCUUCACUUGGAGCACGUCAAUGCCAAACUCACUAAACUCACCCCUGUCCAAGCCGAGUACUUGGGUCUGGAAGUUGAGGGUCCCUUCAAGUCCGACCUCUACCGCUACUAGAUAUCGCUCUGUAUUGUUUUAUUUGGAAUGCAUUUAACACCGGCGCCGGCACCUUUAGGGUUUGUUUCUAAUGCUCAACGCAUAGAAUACAAUUGACACGGGUUCUUGUUCUUGGACGGCAAAAGAAUUGCAGGCUCUCAACGACUUGAUUGGGAGAAGGUCGGGAUGAUGAUAUGACAGACACGACCAAAAGUUUGUGUCCUACCUACCUUUCAAAGAGGUAGACGAGAAGAUUAUGUCCUUCAACGGACAUCAACGAAGAGCUUCAUCAGCUCUCGAAAAGAUACCCUAAAUAGAUAGUACGAAAGACAGUUUGCUAACGCAGCCUUGAAAUGAUGUACUGAACAACCC